GUUGUUUAACGUACGUAAUAAUAGAUAGACUGAUAGGCAAUAUUAGAAUCCCGGCCACUAGAACGAAAUAUCCGAGAUAAAUUCGAAAGCGAUCGCAUGAAAAUAAACUUACAAAAUAUUCCUCUAAGCCGUAUGAACCUUACGAAUGACUCCUUGUUCACUUGUUAAAACCUAGGAUUCGCAAAUACGUUGGAUCAACAAGAUGAGCGGCUCGGGCAAAGGAUUACUAGGAAUGUGGCUUUACAGGAGGGACGAGGAGUGGACCAUAAAGGAGGGCAGUCCUUUGCCCACCAGAUCCGGCGUACCGCUGAUGGAGAAGCCCGGUACCGCCGCUGACACGACCAAUUCCCUCGUGUUUUCAUUAAAGAACCAAGUGGGCGGCUUAGCCAGGGCCCUCCAAGUCUUCCAGGAUCUGGGCGUGAACGUAGUGCACAUUGAGUCGCGAAAAUCGAUGCGCCGCGGCUCGGAGUACGAGAUCUUGGUGGACGUCGAGUGCGACACGAAGCGGAUGGAGCAACUCACGCGGAUGCUUAGUCGCGAGGUCGCCGCGAUUAAUCUCGACCAAUACGAGGAAAGCAGCACUGCCCCUCAUCCACCGUUAUCGGCAGCUCCGAGCUUCGAUUUUAGCGAAGUUGACAUGGUAUGGUUUCCUCGGAAAAUCGCUGACUUAGAUCAAGCGCAAAAUGUCCUGAUGUAUGGCACAGAAUUGGACGCUGAUCAUCCUGGUUUCAAGGAUCCGAUUUAUCGCAAGCGACGCGAGCAGUUUGCCGAUAUCGCAAACAGUUACAAACAUGGGAUGCCAAUUCCGAAAAUCCAGUACACGCCUGAAGAAAUAAAAACCUGGGGAACAAUUUUUCGCGAGCUUUAUCAACUUUAUCAAAAAUACGCUUGCAAGGAAUACCUCGAGAAUUGGUCGAAACUCGUAAAAUAUUGUGGCUAUAGAGAAGAUAACAUACCACAGUUAGAGGACGUCAACACAUUUUUAAAGAAAAUGACGGGCUUCCAGUUGCGUCCAGUGGCUGGUUACUUAUCGCCCCGAGACUUUUUGGCUGGACUAGCUUUUCGUGUUUUCCACUGCACCCAGUACAUCCGGCACUCAUCGGACCCCUUCUACACACCCGAACCCGACUGCUGUCAUGAGCUUUUAGGACACAUGCCGCUUUUAGCGAAUCCUAGCUUUGCUCAAUUUUCGCAGGAACUUGGACUCGCUUCUUUAGGUGCGUCGGACGAAGAUGUCGAUAAACUUGCGACGCUUUACUUCUUCACGGUAGAAUUCGGAUUGUGCAAGCAAGACGGAAAUCUGCGUGUUUACGGGGCUGGUCUUUUAUCCUCGAUAGCCGAAUUGAGGCACGCGGUCUCGACGCCCGAGAAGACCUUUAGAUUCGAGCCCGACCUCACCGUUAAGCAGCAAUGCAUUAUCACGGCAUUUCAAAAUGCGUACUACUAUACCGACAGUAUCGAAGAGGCCAAAGACAAAAUGAGGCAAUUCGCGGGCCAGAUUAAACGUCCGUUUGGCCUCCGCUACAACCCGUACACGCAGUCGGUGGAGGUGCUGACGGACGCUCAGAAGAUAACGGCGGUGGUGACGGAGCUGCGCGGCGACCUCUGCAUCGUCUCCAAUGCCCUGCGCAAGAUCCACGAGCAGGACGAGUCCGUGAACGUCGAGAGGAUAACGAGCCUGCUCACCCAGGGCAUCGACCUACAGCUCGAGAACUCGCCAACCUCGUCGUCGGGCAGCGAGCUCGAGGAUGGCGACAAGAGCCCGAACCGAGGGCAGAAGCGUCCCGACGAUGCCCAUCACCACCAGCCUCGAUCAUCCAGCUCCUAAUUUACCCUCGUCAUCACCGAUCCACCACGCCCCUCGCCGUCCGCGCGACCCGACCCAUCACGCUUCCACUGCCAAUUGCUGCGUAUCGCCUUUGCCUU
Molecule: messenger RNA, 1926 nt
Organism: Ceratosolen solmsi marchali
Lineage: Eukaryota; Metazoa; Arthropoda; Insecta; Hymenoptera; Agaonidae
Gene: Trhn
Product: tryptophan hydroxylase
Exons: 12
Coding region: 203-1828 (541 amino acids)
Biological process (GO): aromatic amino acid metabolic process; serotonin biosynthetic process
Cellular component (GO): neuron projection
Molecular function (GO): tryptophan 5-monooxygenase activity; iron ion binding
Source: RefSeq, a predicted model, not a curated record